AUGAAUCCGGUGGAUGGAGGAGGAGAAGUGGGCCCGGACGGCCUGGCGACGGCAGGUCCUGGUAAAGCAGAGUGUGUUCGGGCGGUCGACGUCCUGACAGUGCUCAGAGAGAAAGUGGCCUUCGUGUCAGGUGGGCGGGACAAACGUGGCGGACCAAUCCUGACCUUCCCUGCUAGGACCAAUCAUGAUCGAAUAAAACAGGAAGACCUCAGCCGAUUGGUCACGUACCUGUCGACCAUACCCAGUGAGGACGUGCGCGCUCGUGGCUUCACGGUGGUGGUGGACAUGCGCGGCAGUAAGUGGGACAGCGUGAAGCCGGUUCUACGGACGCUGCAGGAGUCGUUUUCCUCCAACAUCCACACGGCGCUGCUCAUCAAACCAGACACCUUCUGGCAGAAACACAAGACCAACCUGGGCAGCGCCAAGCUCAGCUUCGAGACCAGCCUGGUGUCGGUGGAGGGUCUGUCCCGGCUCGUCGACCCCUCCCAGCUGACCUCUGACCUCGGUGGCUCGUUGGAGUACGACCAUGUGGAGUGGACCGAGCUGCGUCUGGGUCUGGAGGAGUUCUCUGGGGCCGCCACGCAGCUGCUGGCCCAGCUGGAGCAGCUGGAGGCCGGGCUGAACCGCAUACCAGAGCCACAAGACGUGGAUGAGGCCCGCAAACUUCUCGAGGAACACGGUCGUCUCCGUAACACCAUCGCCACGGCACCGGUUGACGCCCUUGAGCGGGAGGGGCGGAGCUUGCUCCAACGCAUGCGCCUGGGCCCCACCCAUGGUGACACCUCUACUGAGGGUGGCGGCGGCGGCGGCGGUAGCCACGGCAGCUGGCUGUCGGGCGGGGCGGACUUCCAGAGUGUCGCGCCAAAGGUUUCGUCUCUGCUGGACCGGCUGCAGGCGGCUCGCAGUCAUCUGCUGCAGAGCUGGAGCGACAGGAAGCUGCACCUGGACCAGGCGCUGCAGCUACACCUGUUCGAGCAGGACGCCACCAAGAUGUCCGAGUGGAUCGCUCACAGUAAAGACUUGUUCAUGCAGAGUCUGGCGGAGGUCGGCCAGAACCACCAGCACGCCCUCGACCUCCAGACACAACACCAGCACUUCACCGCCAACUGCAUGAAUGGCAGCGUGAACGUGGACAGCGUGGUUACCGUGGCAGCGAGGCUGGCAGAGGCCGGUCACUACGGGGCGGAGCGGAUCACCAUGGUGUCGUCACGGCUACAGGAGGACUGGAAGUCCCUGACGACGGCGUUGGAGGAGCGCAGCAAUACACUCGCCAUGGCAACCGGCUUCCACCAGGGGGCAGAGCAGUUCCUGCUCAGAGUGGAGGGCUGGGUUCAGGUGUGCUCUGAAGGGUCGUUGCCGUCUGCGACAGCAGAGCUGGAGGCUGCGAUUAAGAAACACCAGGAACUGAACGAGGAGAUCUCUGCUAACUACACACAGGUCAGUGAGAGUGGUAAAGCCUUAUUGGACGUCCUCCAGCGUUGCCCGGUGAAUGACUCCGACGACCCGGCGACUAAACCGGACUUCACGGCUGCCACGCACGGCAUCAUGGGAGUUCUGCACCAGGUCAUGCAGGGUCACCAUGAGGUGGAGGGGGCGUGGCAGCAUCGAAAACUCCGCCUCCACCAGCGCCUGCAGCUGUGUGUGUUUCAACAGGAUGUUAGACAGGUGUUGGACUGGGUGGAGCAGCAUGGUGAGGUUUUCCUGAACAAACACAGCGGCGUGGGGAAGUCCCUGCAUCGAGCGCGAGCGCUGCAGAAACGCCACGACGACUUCCAGCAGGUGGCGCAGAACACUUACACGAAUGCAGAGAAGCUUCUGGAAGCAGCAGAUCAGCUGGCUCAGUCUGGAGAGUGUGAGGAGGAGGAGAUCUACCAGGCAGCCAGAGACCUGGAGCUCCGCAUGCAGGCGUUCAUCCAGCGAGUUGAACAGAGGAAGCUGCUGCUUGACCUCGCUGUGUCUUUCUACACACACACCAAGGAGCUCUCAGUAUGGAUGGAGGGCCUCCAGAAGCAGCUCUCCUCAGAUCUCUGUGUUUGUCCGGACACCGUCGAGGCACUGCAGGCUCUCAUCAGCCAGCAGCAGCAGCAGCAGGCCAACACACAGGAAGCUGCGAUGAGUGUCAUCCGGGAAGGAGAAGACCUCAUCUUGCAACUCAGGCCCCAGGGCAGCUCGGUGGCCCAUGUGGAGUCGGUGCUACAGCAGCUGGAGGAGUCUCAUGUCCAGCUGGAGGAACUUUUCCACCAGAGGAAGAUCCGAUUGGAUGUUUACCUGCAGUUCCGCAUUCUGCACCAGUGCACGCUGGAGGUAACUGGGGAAAUGGACGCCUGGAAGCAGGACCUCCAGAAACAGUCCCAGGACUUCUCUGCAGAGAAGCUGGCAUCACCGCGGCUAGCUGACGCCAACCAGGACAAGCUAGCCCAAGACAAGCUAGGAUUGGGCCAGUCACGGCUAGUGGAGGCUAGCCCAGAGGUGCUAACGCUAGCACAGCAGCGCAUCCACAGGCAUAUGGAACGAAGGCUGGCGAUGAACAAUAUGAUCUAUGAGGUCAUACAACAAGGUCACGACCUUCAGCAGUACAUCACAGAGGUCCAGGCGUCAGGUAUCGAGCUGUCAGAGGCAGAAGGGGGCCUCUCUUCUCAGGUGGAGGAGCUGCAGCACCUCCUGCAGGACAAACAGAAGGAACUGCAGCAGAUUGCAGAUCAUACACACACACACCUGGAGCAGAACCUGCAGCUGAGACACCUGCAGAGCCAGGUCAAACAGGUGCUGGCUUGGAUUUCAGAAGGGGAGGUCAUGUUGUCGUCCUGCAUGUUGAAUUCCAGCUGUCUGUCUGAAGCUGAGCAGCUGCAGAGGGAGCAUGAGCGCCUCCAGCAGGCCAUAGAGGCUCUGCUCCACGCCGACUCCCUGCAGAGGACUCAUCAGGUGGCUCUGGCUCUGCAGCAGAGAGCAGAGUUGCUGGUCAGGUCAGGUCACUAUGAUCCAGAUGCAGUGAGGUCUUGUGCCCAGACGGUGGCGCUGCACUGGCAGACACUGAUGCUGAGGAUCGAAGACAGACUCAAACUGGUCAACGCCUCCGCCGCGUUCUACAGGACAUCCCAGCAGGUGUGUGGGGUGCUGGAGAGUCUGGAGCAGGAGUACCGCAGGGAGGAGGACUGGUGUGGAGGUGGAGACAGACAGCCAGAGCAACUCAUGCCGCUCAUCAACAAACACAUGGAGCAGAAGGAGGCGUUCCUGAAGGCCUGCACUCUGGCCAGACGAAACGCUGAAGUUUUCCUUAAGUACAUCCACCGCAACAGCGUGACCAUGGCGAACAUCUCAGGCCACAGUGUCACCGUCUCCGGGGUAACAGGGGUCACCGAGGUCACCGGGCACUCCAGGGUACCAGAGCAACAGGUCAAAGGUAUUCUCAGCGAGCUGCUCCAAAGGGAGAACAGAGUUCUUCAUUUCUGGACUUUGAAGAAACGUCGACUGGAUCAAUGCCAGCAGUACCUGAUGUUCCAGAGCCACGCCCAGCAGGCUCUGGAUUGGCUACAGCAGUCAGGUGACCACUACCUGGCCACGCACACAUCGCCAGGGGCAACGGUGGCUGAGACGCAAGAACUGUUGAACCAACACAGAGAGUUCUGUGUGUCCGCCAAGCACACACAGGAAAAGGUUCACCUGCUGAUUCAACUGGCUGAGAGCAUGCUGGCUAAAGGCCACGCCCACCGCACCGAGCUGCGCCGCUGCGUGUCCACGGUCGACAAACGAUACCGCGACUUCACUGUCAGGAUGGGACAGUACCGCCACCUGCUGGAGACAGCGCUCGGAGGGUGCUCACAGGACAAUAAGGACUUGGAACUGGAGCUGAUCCCCAACAGUCUGUCUGACUCCGACCCCGAGGUCAACCUGUCCGACCCCAGUCAUCAGGUCAGCGACGAGAAGCGACGCUCUGCCCGCAAGAAGGAGUACAUCAUGGCUGAGCUCCUUCAGACAGAAAGAGUCUAUGUCAGAGAUCUUCAGGAGUGUAUUGAGACGUACCUGUGGGAGAUGACGAGCGGCUCAGAGGACGUCCCUCCUGGUCUCAACAACAAGGACGACAUCGUGUUCGGAAACAUCCAAGACAUCUACGAGUUCCACAACAGUAUUUUCCUGAAGGAGCUGGAAAACUACGAACAGCUUCCUGAGGAUGUUGGGCACUGCUUCGUUACCUGGGCCGAUAAGUUCCACAUGUACGUGACGUACUGCAGGAACAAGCCGGACUCCAGUUUACUGAUCCAGCAGCACGGCGUGGGGUUCUUUGAGGAGGUCCAGAGGAGACAUGGUCUAGCCAACUCCAUCUCCUCAGCUCUCAUCAAACCAGUUCAGAGGAUCACCAAAUACCAGCUGCUGCUCAAGGAGCUGCUCGCAUGCUGCGAGGAGGGGAAAGGCGAGAUAAAAGAAGGCCUGGACGUGAUGCUGAGCGUCCCCAAGAGGGCUAACGACGCUAUGCAUGUUAGCAUGCUGGAAGGGCUGGAGGAGGGUCUGGAGGUGCAGGGGGAGCUCCUCCUCCAAGACUCCUUCCUGGUUUGGGAGCCAAAGUCUCUGAUCAGAAAGGGGCGAGACCGACACCUCUUCCUGUUUGAGCUGUCGCUCAUCUUCAGCAAGGAGAUCAAAGACUCGUCCGGACGAACCAAAUAUCUCUACAAGAGCCGACUGAGGACCUCAGAGCUCGGUGUGACGGAGCACAUCGAGGGGGAUCCCUGCAAGUUUGCUCUGUGGGUUGGACGAACGCCGACAUCCGACAACAAGACGGUGCUGAAGGCGUCAUCGUUGGAGCUGAAGCAGGAGUGGGUCCGCAGCAUUCGACAGGUGAUCCAGGAGAGGCGGGGACACCUGCGGGGGGCGCUGAGGGAGCCCAUCCCCCUGCCAAAGACGCCAAACCCCACCCUGGGGCGGCAGCGCAGCAUCAGCCGCAGGGAGACCAGUGAGGACGCAGACAGUCUGGGUGAUGCCAGCAGUCAGCCCGACACCGUCUCCAUCGCCUCCAGAACAUCGCAAAACACCGCUGACAGCGACAAGCUGUCAGGAGGCUGUGAGUUAGUGGUGGUGCUGUUGGACUUCUCCUCCGGGGGGCCAGGAGAGCUCAGCGUCCGCUGCGGGCAGACCGUGGAGCUGGUGGAGCGUUCGGCCGAACGGACCGGGUGGUGUUUGGUCAGGACGACGGAUCAAACGCCCCAGCAGGAGGGUUUACUGCCGAUGAGCGCCCUCUGUCUGUCACACUCCCACAGCGCAGCCGACAUGGAGGGGCUCAUCCCGGCCUCCACCACCUCCUCCAGCUCAUCAUCUACGUGCACCACCACCUCCUCGUCCUGCAACUCCUCCUCCACCACCACCACCUCUUCCUCCAGCAGCUCCAACUCGUCCUCUACUCUGAGCGCUGGGAGGGACUCGACUCUGUACAGCUCUGAAGGUUCAGGGCUCCAGACUCAAACCAGCCAAAGCGCCACUUCUCCCACAGUGUAUGGAGUAGGCGGGGCUCCAGGGGGCGCUGUCGGCUCUCCGGGACCGAAACGCAGCGUGUCUGGAACUGGAAACACCCUGAAGCGCUGGUUGACCAGUCCCGUCCGGAGGCUGAGUCAGGGAAAGGCUGACGGACAGAAGAAACCUCCAAUCAGAACCAGGAGGCGGGACAACAGGCCAGAGCUGACCACACCCCUCACUGGCAACACACAGACGAAGGCGAGGAAGGAGGAGGCGGGGCAGAGUGGAGGGGAGGAGGAGCCAGAGGAAGAAAGCCACACCCCUCUACCACCUCCCAUGCAGAUCAUCAAAGACCCAAACAACCCGGAGGCUCUGGAUUCAGAUCAGGGCUCCAACGAGUCGGACACCGAACAGCGAAAUAAAGCGCUGAGGGGACGCAUGUUUGUGGUUAACGAGAUGAUCCAAUCAGAGAAGGACUAUGUGAAGGAUCUGGGUGUGAUUGUGGAGGGCUUCAUGUCCAGGCUGGAGGUCAGAGGGAUUCCAGAGGACAUGAGAGGAAAAGACAAGAUCGUCUUCGGCAACAUCCAGCAGAUCUACGACUGGCACCGCGACUUCUUCCUCGUGGAGUUGGAUCGUUGUGUCCAGAACCACGACCUGCUGGCCGACCUCUUCAUCAGACACGAGCGUCGUCUUCACAUGUACGUGGUUUACUGUCAGAACAAGCCGAGGUCGGAGUUCAUCGUCAUCGAGUACGAGAACUUCUUUGAGGAGAUCCAGCAUGAGAUCAGCUGCAGGAUGUCAAUCAGUGAUUAUUUGAUCAAACCCAUCCAGAGAAUCACCAAGUACCAGCUGCUGUUGAAGGACUUUCUGAAGUACACGUCCAAAGCAGGACUCGACUGCGAGGAGAUCGAGAAAGCAGUGGAGUUGAUGUCACUGGUACCGAAACGCUGCAACGACAUGAUGAACCUGGGACGCCUGCAGGGAUACGAGGGGAAGCUGACGUCUCAGGGGAAGCUGCUGCAGCAGGAGACCUUCUGUGUCUGGGAGCAGGACGGAGGAGUCCUGUCUCGCAGUAAAGAGCGAAGAGUUUUCUUGUUCGAGCAGAUCAUCAUUUUCAGUGAACUGUUGCGCAAAGGCUCCAACAACCCUGGAUACCAGUUCAAGAACAGCAUCAAGGUGAGUUACCUGGCGAUGCAGGACAGUGUAGACGGUGAUCCCUGCAAGUUUGUGUUGUGGUCUCGUGGUUCGGCAGAGCGCUUCACGCUGCAGGCGUCCUCCGCCAGCAUCAAGCUGACCUGGGUGGAGACCAUUGCCACCCUGCUGGACGCCCAGAACAACUUCCUGUCAGCUCUUCAGUCUCCCAUUGAGUACCAGAGGAAGGAGGGUGGGAUCUCUGUGACCCGCCCUCUGUCAUCAGGGCGACCGCCGUCGGCCCCGCCCACGCCCAAUGGUCACGCUCCUCAGCCUCCUCCUGACAGCGAGCAGGACGACCAGGAGCUGGUGCUGGUGCUGCAGGACUUCGUGGCGGUGCGGGAGGACGAGAUCUCUGUGUUUCGGGGGGAGAAGGUUCAGAUUCUGGCGUCCAACCAGCAGGGUCAGAGUCUGGUCUACCGGCCGGCCAACAGCGACUCGCCGGCCGCCGAGGGCUGGGUCGCACGCAGCGUGCUCAACACACACUGACACACAGAAAUACACAAAGACACACACUGACAGCAGGGUCAGGGUCUGGUUUACUGCGAGUACACACACACUGACUCAAAAUACUGCACGCUAACGGGGCCAAAGGCAUGCUGGGAAAUUCUUUCAUGAUGGUUUACUCUGUGGAAAGUGGAGCUCACACCAAAAUAUCUCAGCAUUCAUGCUCCACAGAGGCUGAAGGCUUCCUGCAGCGCCACCAUCAGGACAAACUCUGCAUUUCAUCAUGAGUCUUAGUUCACAGCAAACAGGAUUGUGGGGCUGCAACUAAUGAUUCUUGCCAUUAUCAAUUAAUUUACCUUUUAUUCUCCUCAUAAAUUGAUUUGUUCUAAAAACUCACAACUUCCUAAAACCCAACAUGACGUCUUUAAUUUGCUUCUUUUAUCUGAUUGACAGGUCAUCACCAAACAUAUUCCCUUUAUUUUCACAUAAGAGAAAGAAAAGCUGAGAAAUUCAAACUAAGGGCUAAUCCAACUAACAGAUGGCAUUCUGUAAUUUGAUUGGAUGCUUACUGACCACUAAAGACAGGCAUUUAAAAACAGUCCACAAGAGGCCAACAGAAAAAUAAAGCAUUAAACUCACUCACUGUGAGAAGUGUACUCUGCUGCCCCCUACAGGCAGGGAUGGCACAUGACAACACAGGCCUUUUACAAAGACCUACAAACGUCCUGCUUCCCCAUCAACACGUCAAGAGUUCAAAGUCCUGCUAGCGGCUAGUGCUAGCCUGCAGCCACAAUAUUGAAAUACUGGACAGAACAAACAACAUCCGGAUGAUUUUUCUUUUCUCAAUCUUACCAGAGGUGGAGUUUGUCCUGACGGGGGUGCUAAAGAAGUGUUUACCAACAUCUUUGGCCGGCGAGCCUUUUAAAUGAAGCAGUUAUUGAUUAAUAGUUCAUGCUACCAAAUGUCAGAAAAUAGUGAGAAAAAGUUCCCGAAUCCUAAAGUGACAUCUUACAACAGCUUGACCAGCAGUCCAGAGCCAAAAAUAUUCAAUUUGUAAUGAUGUAAAACAGAGAAAAGUAACAAAGUAUUACAUUUGGGAAGCUGAAACCAGAGAACGUCCAUUUCUAUGGUUCUCUAUGGUUCUACAGGUUCUCCAAGACUUUUCUGUGGCAGAGCAUGUUUUUCUAUCCUGCUCGUCAUUUGGACCCCUCAGAUUUAUCUUGUGAUCACUUAUUGGGGUCCUGACCCUCGUUUUUAGGCUCCACAUUCAGAACUGUGGCCGAGAGGUUUCCUAACACACUUUAUGCCCUGAUUACCUGCCAGUAUUAAUCACACACACACACACACACACACACACAAACUCCCAGCAGCAGGUACUGUUAAUCUCCUCCCUCCUUCCUGGUGCUUCAACACUCAGCCAAAAGACACCUCUGUCCUCACCUCGUCCAAUCAGACGAUGCCGUCAGGUCGGCCUCCAGUUUACUGCCCCGAGCAACCAAUCGCACUCUGAUGACAUCACAAACUGUUUCCUGUGGGUCAGUGGGAGGGAGACCACGUGACCACAUCAUCAUCACCGCCACCAUCAACAACAACAGACUGGGAUUCCAGGAAGCUGCGGUUGCCUAGCAACAAGAGACAGUUAAAAAAAAUAAAAAACAAAAGCCUCCUGGAAGAGAAGAGGUGAAAGGACCCGUCAGCCAAUCAGAACUGAGCUCUCUGCGUGACAUCCUGUUAAUAGUGUGUAUAAACAGACUGAGAACACACACACACACUCCAUGUACACACCACUGCUUUGAUGAAGAUGAGGAAGAGGAAGAUGAUUAAUUAUGAUGAUUAUGAUAAUUAAGAAUAAUAGAAUCUGUUUUUCACCUCAAUAGACGAAAAAAGAGAGAAACUGUUUGUCAUAUUAAUGUUUGUGUGUCAGAGAGCGAGCGAGCGUGUGUGUGUGUGUGUGUGUGUGUUAGUGACGCCGUCCUGUGUGUGUGUGUGUGUGUGUGUUUUUCCACAGACAGUUAGGUGGUGUCCCGGUGUAGCGUUGCCAUGUGUUUGCG
Messenger RNA from Chelmon rostratus (copperband butterflyfish), 9131 nucleotides. Its product is annotated as kalirin-like. Gene Ontology annotation, molecular function: guanyl-nucleotide exchange factor activity; protein binding. The transcript has 57 exons. The record is from RefSeq and is a predicted model, not a curated record. Bases 1 to 7122 code for a protein of 2373 amino acids. Gene Ontology annotation, cellular component: cytoplasm. NCBI's taxonomy places the organism in Eukaryota, Metazoa, Chordata, Actinopteri, Chaetodontiformes, Chaetodontidae.